Messenger RNA from Leptinotarsa decemlineata (Colorado potato beetle), 1254 nucleotides. RefSeq names its product catalase. NCBI's taxonomy places the organism in Eukaryota, Metazoa, Arthropoda, Insecta, Coleoptera, Chrysomelidae. Gene Ontology annotation, cellular component: mitochondrion; cytoplasm; peroxisome. Gene Ontology annotation, molecular function: catalase activity; heme binding. The record is from RefSeq and is a predicted model, not a curated record. Gene Ontology annotation, biological process: response to hydrogen peroxide; hydrogen peroxide catabolic process.
GCCGGUGAGAUGGGUUAUGCAGACACAGUGAGGGAUUUGAGGGGAUUCGCUAUUAAAUUCUACACCGAAGACGGCAUAUGGGAUUUAGUUGGAAAUAAUCUUCCCAUUUUCUUUGUGAAGGACAGUGCCCUCUUUCCUAAUUUCAUUCAUGUACUGAAAAGGAAUCCCAAGACACACAUAAGACCGGAUUAUGACAUGUUCUGGGAUUUCAUAUCCCUUCGUCAGGAAACAACGCAUACAAUCCUGAUGAUGUUUUCAGAUCGUGGUAUACCAGAUAGCUACAGACACAUGCAUGGUUAUGGAGUCAAUACAUUUGCUUUUGUUAAUGCCCACGGCAAAUUUGUCUACUGCAAGUUUCAUUAUUUAACCAAUCAAGGAAUCGCUAAUCUAACUUCAGAGCGAGCGCAACAGAUAGCAGGGGCUGAUCCAGAAUAUUUGAUAAGAGACCUCUACAACGCCAUAGCAACCGGUGACUAUCCAUCCUGGAAUAUGUACAUCCAGAUAAUGACCCCAGAACAAGCUGCUGCCAGUCCUUAUGAUCCCUUUGACGAUACCAAAGUGUGGUUGCAUGCGGAUUAUCCUCUAAUACCAGUUGGAAAAUUUGUUCUGAACAAAAAUCCGAACAGCUAUUUUGCCGAGGUUGAACAGAUUGGAUUCGAUGUUGCACACCUCAUUCCAGGAAUAGAGCCAUCUCCAGAUAGAAUGUUACAGGGCCGGUUAUUCAACUACGGCGAUACUCAUCGAUAUCGGCUGGGCAUCAACAACACCCAAUUACCAGUCAACAGUCCAUUUCGGGUGAGCAACUACCAAAGAGAUGGCCAAAGUACCCUUUCAAGUCAAAGUGGGGCCCCCAACUACCACCCUAAUAGUUUCAAGGGUCCAGAAAACGACAGAAGAGCACGAGCCCUCGCACCUGUUCUUCCCAUCUCCGGAGAUGCUAAAAGAAUUGACAGUGGUCAAGAUGAUAACUUUACCCAAGCCAGACUGUUGUAUGAGGAUGUAUUAACACCUGAUGAAAGGGGCAGACUUAUAAACAACAUAGUUAGUUGGUUGAAGUACGCUAAUACGGUUAUUCAAGACAGGAGUAUCGGCAAUUUUUCAAAGGUUAAUGAGGACUUGGGCAGAAGGAUUAGAGAAGGGCUGAAUACUUACAUUCCACAGCAUGUGAACCUUUAGAGUUAUUCUAUUUUAAUAGAUUUUGUGGUUAUACAUGAUUCGGUUCUUGGAAUAAAUAAACUCAAUAGUAUGAAGAUA